Prunus armeniaca (apricot) is the source of this 249-nucleotide messenger RNA. NCBI's taxonomy places the organism in Eukaryota, Viridiplantae, Streptophyta, Magnoliopsida, Rosales, Rosaceae. The record is from the annotation of a GenBank genome assembly.
AUGGCACCCAAGCGCCCAUCUCUUCUAGAUGAGCCUCCGACUGCUUCUUCUUUGGAAGAAGAGGAUAAAGAUAUGAUGGUAAAGCCGAUAUCUUCAAAGCCAAUGGAAGAGAAGCUCAAGACCAAGAAGCCCAUAUCGAAGGCCUCGACUACUACUAUGCCGAAGGCAAGAGCCGGGUCGAAGCGGCCAAGCGAGAGUGACCCCAAGGAUUCCAAGAGGCCCAAGAAGAAGAUCCCAGACCAGGAUUAG